Messenger RNA from Centruroides sculpturatus (bark scorpion), 5323 nucleotides. RefSeq lists its product as uncharacterized. Gene Ontology annotation, molecular function: protein binding. NCBI's taxonomy places the organism in Eukaryota, Metazoa, Arthropoda, Arachnida, Scorpiones, Buthidae. The record is from RefSeq and is a predicted model, not a curated record.
AACAAACUGCUGACACAGUUUUCCUGUUCGGAAAAUAAAAUAUCGACACUUCCGAAAGGAAUUUUUCAUGGACUUUCUGAACUGCGAGUGUUAGAGUUGGAGGGAAACCGGUUAGAAAAUCUUCCCGAAGUUGUUUUUCUGAAUUUGUCGUCAUUGCGAAGACUCAGUUUAUCAAAAAAUCGCCUGACAUUUUUACCCGAAAAUAUCUUCCUUCCAUUGACUAAAUUAACCAAUCUCGAUCUAUCUAACAACAGUUUAAGUAAAAUUAUGGGUGAGCGUCCUUUUGGCAGCGGCAAGCAUCUAAAUUAUCUGAAUUUAAAUAAUGCAGGUUUGACGCAAUGGCCAGUGUUAGAUUGGACAGAAUACAACUUGACUGAAGUCGAUUUCUCAAAUAAUCGUUUUGAAAUUGACAAAUUGCCAAUUUACACACGAAAUCCAGUGAUAAUUCUUCUGUCUAAUUGUAAAAUCAGAACAAUUUACGUCGAUGACAGGAAACAUGGAUUUCAAAUGCCGACUUAUUAUUAUUUAAAUAAUAAUAAAGUUACUUGCGAUCACAAACUGCAGCAGUUCGUUUUUGCCCUUAAGUCAAAUACAGAAUUAGCAAAGAAAAUGUUUCCAGGAAUUGAGAACACGAAAUGUUACGGAGAAGAAAGAAAUUUGCUGGAUGAUACAUCUCUUGUGGUCAUUGGAAAUUAUUGUCCGAUGAAUUGCGAAUGUUCUGCACAAGAUAAUCACGUGGUGGUGAAUUGUUCCGGAAAGGGAAUCGACCGAAUUCCCGAAGUUCUCGUUUCCAAUGCGACGAUUGUCGAUUUAAGUAAUAAUUACGUAAAAGAGUUUUCUGAUGUCGAUUGUGUGACGUGGAGAAACGUCACCCAUCUGCGUCUGAGUAAUAAUUCGAUAAGUAACAUUUCGGAUUAUGUUAUUUUACCAAACCUGAAAUACCUCUGGUUGGACGGAAACCGGUUAACCGAAUUGCCUUUCGGUUUAAUGAACUUGUUCGACGUUUCGCCGAAAUUUCAGAUUCACUUGUCCAGAAACAAUUUCUAUUGUCAUUGUCAUUCUCUCAUUACUAAGGACUGGUUGCUUAGAAACAGGCAGAAGAUUGCAGAUUUCUCCGAUGUUUUCUGCGCGAGAAAUUCGUCUUCUGUGUCUUUCACCGAAAUUAUUUCCAAUGAAGAAUGCACAGAAAUUGCAGAAAUAAAUUUGGCAUCUUCAGUACACAAUUCGUCUUCGAUCGAGUAUUCAUUGGAUGAAGUUAAUUUUGUUUCUGGAUGGAAAAUCGCAGUGACUGUUCUUACUUCGCUAAUGUUAAUAGGUGUAAAUGUUGUUGCUUUCUCUGCUUAUUGUCGUAGAGAAGAAAGUAUUCGUGUGUCGAAUGGAAUAGAACCGUCCUUAGACGAAAUGAGGUGGGUUUUCUUCUUGCAAUUCCUAUUUCUUGCGGUUAAUUCUUGUCGAGAGUUUUGGCAACAUUGGGAGAAUGUUGCUUGUAAGUCGGUGGAAGACGGCUGCUACGAAUCAAAGAACUUUUCCUCCGUUGAAAUCUUAAAUCAAUCCUUAUUAAUCAAAUGCGGCGAGGAAAGGAUCGACUCUCGUUUAAUGCGAUGUUUGGAUGUUAAAAAUGCACGAGAGGUACAAUUUAAAGAUUGUUAUAUGUCUGGGAUUGACUUUGAAACGUUCACUUUCGGGUAUAAAAUCGAACACUUGACGAUAUGGUACACAUUGAGGUAUAAAAAAAUCUUCGAGAGCGCCUCGUUUAAUAACAUGUCCUCGCUGAAAUCUGUCGAAAUACAAUACGUGAAGACGUCGGAACUUCUAAAUGUAACAUUUCGCAACGUUCCGUCGCUGACUUCAUUGACAAUUAUAUGGUAUAACUUCACUUUAUUUCCCAACAAACCUUUCCGAGAGUUAAUUAAUCUUUCCAAAUUAUACAUCACGCGUGGAAAUUUAAGAGUUUUACCAGAAGAUGUAUUUUAUAAUCUUUACAAUUUGGAAAAACUGCUGUUAAUUCUGAAUAAAAUUGAAUCGAUUCAUCCACUCGCCUUUAGAAAUCUCUCCAAACUCGAAAAUUUGAAUUUAGGCUGGAAUCGGAUAAAGAAUUUACCAGGUGAUACGUUGAAAGGUCUUUUUAACUUAAGGACAUUUUCUAUUACUAACAACCGACGAUUAUCAGAAAUUCCGUCGGGAUUCUUUAAGAAACUGCACAACUUGACUGAAAUUAAUGCAGAGUCUUGUUCUAUUUCUUCACUCGCAGAAGACGUAUUUUCUGACUUGAUUAAUUUGAAAAUCGUCUAUUUAGGUUCCAAUCGAAUUGAACGUCUCCCGCCAAAUCUUUUGAAAAAUAACAAACGACUGACACGAUUUUCUUGUUCGAAGAAUAAAAUAUCGACACUUCCUACAGAAAUAUUUCACGGACUUUCUGAACUACGAGAGUUAUCGUUGUGGAGAAACCGGUUAGAAAAUCUUCCCGAAGAUGUUUUUCAGAAUUUAUCGUCAUUGCAAGAACUCAGUUUAUCAUUGAAUCGCCUGACAUUUUUACCCGAAAAUAUAUUCCUCCCAUUGACUAGAUUAACGAAUCUCGAUUUAUCUUACAACAAUUUAACCGAAAUUACUGGUGAGCGUCCUUUUGGCAAGCAUCUAAAUUAUCUGAAUUUAAAUAAUGCAGGUUUGACACAAUGGCCGGUGAUAAAUUGGACAGAAUACAACUUAACUGAAGUAAUUUUGUCAAAUAAUCAUUUCGAAACUGUCAAAUUGCCAAUUUACACACUAAAUCGAGUGAUAAUUCGUCUGUCUAACUGUAAAAUCAGAACAAUUUAUUUAGAUGAGUGGAAAUAUGGAUUUCAUAUGCCGACGUAUGAUAUAAGUAAUAAUGAAAUCACUUGUGAUCACAAACUGCGGCAAUUCGUUUCUUUCGUUAAUUCAAAUAUAGAAGUAGCGAAGAAAAUGUUUCCAAAUAUAGAGAAGACGAAAUGUUACGGAGAAGAAAGAAAUUUGUUAGAUAAUACAUUUCUCGUUGUAAUAGGAAAUUAUUGUCCGAUGAAUUGCGAAUGUUUUGCCAAAGAAAAUCAAGUGAUAGUCAAUUGUUCCGGAAAUGGAAUCGACAAAAUUCCCGAAGUUCUCCUCCCGAAUGCGACGAUUGUCGAUUUAAGUAAUAAUUACAUAAAGGAGUUAUCUAAAGUCGAUUGCGUAACGUGGAAAAACGUCACUCAUUUGCGUCUGAGUAAUAAUUCGAUAAGUAACAUUUCGGAUUAUGUUAUUUUACCAAACCUGAAAUACCUCUGGUUAGACGGAAACCGGUUAACCGAAUUACCUUCCGGUUUAAUGAACCUGCUCGACGUUUCGCCGGAAUUUAAGAUUUACUUGUCCAGAAACAAUUUUUAUUGUCAUUGUCAUUCUCUCAUUACUAAGGACUGGUUGCUUAGAAACAGGCAGAAGAUUGCAGAUUUCUCCGAUGUUUUCUGCGCGAGAAAUUCGUCUUCUGUGUCUUUCACCGAAAUUGUUUCCAAUGACGGAUGCACAGAAAUUCCAAAAAUAAAUUUGGCCUUUUCAGUAAAUGAUUCUUCUUCAAUCUUACCAGAUUCAUUGGACAAGAUGAGGUUUGUAAUCGUUUUUCAAUUGCUAUUUUUAGCGGUAAAUUCUUGUCGAGAGUUUUGGCAACAUUGGGGAAAUGCUUCUUGUCCGUCAUGGGAAGAGAGAUGCUACAAAUCGAAACACUUAUCCUCCGUUGAUAUAUAUAAACAAUCCUUAUCCAUCCAGUGCGGCCAGGAAAGGAUCGACUCUCGUUUAAUGCGAUGUUUGAAUGUUAGAAAAGUACAAAAGUUAUUUAUUAGAAAUUGUUAUCUGUCGAGGAUCGACUUUGGAAUAUUCACUUUCGGAUAUGAAAUCGAAGAAGUUUGGAUAUAUAACGGAAGAGACCAGCAGGAAAGAAACUUCGAGAGCGCUUCGUUUAAUAACAUGUCCUCUCUGCGAUCUGUCGUAAUACGAUACAUCAGAACGUCGGAAAUUCUAAACUUAACAUUUCGCAAUGUUCCAUCGCUGACUUCAUUGAGAAUCGAAUACUAUAACUUCACUUUAUUUCCGAAAGAACCUUUCCGAGAGUUAAUUAAUCUUUCCGAAUUAGACAUCGUGGAAGGAAAUUUAACACUUUCACCAGAUCUAUUUUAUAAUCUUCACAAAUUGACAACACUUGAUUUAGGCCUACGUGGCAAUAAACUUGAAUCGAUUCAUCCACUCGUCUUUAGAAACCUCACUCGAUUGGAAGUUUUAUAUUUAGGUUUCAAUCGGAUAAAGGAUUUACCCAGUGACAUGUUGAAAGGUCUUUUUAAUUUAACGUUUUUUUCUAUUGAGGGAAACCGUGAAUUAUCAGUAAUUCCUUCCGGAUUCUUUAAAAAACUGCACAAUUUGACUAUAUUUUUUGCAUCGAGUUGUUCGAUUUCUUCACUCGCAGAAGACGUAUUUUCUGACUUAAUUAAUUUGAAAAUCGUCGAUUUAGAUUCCAACCAAAUUGAACAUCUCCCUCCAAAUCUUCUGAGAAAUAACAAACGACUGACACAGUUUUCUUGUUCGAGCAAUAAAAUAUCGACACUUCCUACAGAAAUAUUUCACGGACUUUCUGAACUUCGAUGGUUAUCGUUGCGGGGAAAUCUGUUAGAAAAUCUUCCCGAAGAUGUUUUUCUGAAUUUAUCGUCAUUGCAAGAACUCAGUUUAUCAAGAAAUCGCCUAACAGUUUUACCCGAAAAUAUCUUCUUCCCUUUGACUAAUUUAACAUAUCUCGAUCUAUCUGAAAACAAAUUAACUAAAAUUAUCGGUGAGCGUCCUUUCGGCAGCAGCAAAAAUUUAACUCAUGUCCGUUUAAAUAAGGCAGGUUUGACACAAUGGCCGGUGUUAGAUUGGACACAAUACGACUUGACUGAAGUCGAUUUCUCAAAUAAUCGUUUUGAAACCGUCAAAUUGCCAAUUUACACAACAAAUCGCGUGAAAAUUGAUCUGUCUAACUGUAAAAUCAGAACAAUUUACAUGGAUGACAAGCAAUAUGGAUUUCAAAUGCCGUCUUAUGAUUUAAGUAGAAAUGAAAUUAUUUGUAACUACAAACUGCAGCAAUUCGUUUUUGCCCUUAAGUCAAAUAUAGAAGUAGCAAAGAAAAUGUUUCCAGAUAUAGAGAAAACGAAAUGUUAGGAAAAAAAAAUUUGCUGGAUAAUACAUCUCUCGUAGUCAUAGGAAAUUAUUGUCCGAUGAAUUGCCAAUGUUUUACCGAAGAAAAUCACAUCAUAGUCAAUUGUUCCGGAAAGGGAAUCGAAAGAAUCCCCAACGUUCUCGUCCCGAAUGC